Catharus ustulatus (Swainson's thrush) is the source of this 5675-nucleotide messenger RNA. It is a transcript of the gene PTPRE, whose product is annotated as protein tyrosine phosphatase receptor type E. Gene Ontology annotation, molecular function: protein tyrosine phosphatase activity. Gene Ontology annotation, biological process: protein dephosphorylation. The record is from RefSeq and is a predicted model, not a curated record. Bases 37 to 2268 code for a protein of 743 amino acids. NCBI's taxonomy places the organism in Eukaryota, Metazoa, Chordata, Aves, Passeriformes, Turdidae. The transcript is spliced from 20 exons.
CCAGGGCUCACAGGGACCUUUAUCCCUGCAGGGAAAAUGGAAUUUUCCUCGGGGACAGAAGCAACAAAGCCCAAGGGGGAAAAUGAGCCCGUUCAGCAGGGAUUUGUCCCAUCUUGGGCAGGGCAAGGCAGGAGUGUAGGGAAGUCCCCUCUUCCCUCAACCAAAGGCAGGUCCAGGAUGGAACAUUCCUGCUCGCUGCUGCUGCUCUGUCUUAGCUUCAUUUUUGCACAAGCUCUGCCACCCAAUGGAACCGAGCUGCCCAAAACAACCACAACAACCAACUCCACCGAGGAGAACACCUUGCACAAGGAGCUGCUGACCUCCCUGCUGAUCCUGGUGCUGGUGGUGAUCAUUUUCCUGGUGCUGGUGGGGUAUUUUUUCAGGUUCAGGAGACACAGGAAAGCUGUGGUGAACUCCGGCGACAAAAAGAUGCCAAAUGGGAUCUUGGAAGAACAAGAACAGCAGCGGGUGAUGCUGCUCAGCAGGUCCCCCUCGGGCCCCAAGAAGUAUUUCCCCAUCCCAGUGGAAAACCUGGAGGAGGAAAUUCGGAUACGCUCGGCAGACGAGGGGAAGCUCUUCAGGGAGGAGUUUAAUUCCUUAACGUCUGGAUAUGUGCAGGGAACGUUUGAAAUGGCAAAUAAGGAAGAAAACAGGGAGAAGAACAGAUAUCCCAACAUCCUGCCAUAUGAUCAUUCCAGAGUGAUUUUGUCCCAGAUUGAUGGGGUCCCACCUUCAGACUACAUCAAUGCAUCCUACAUAGAUGGUUAUAAAGAGAAGAAUAAAUUUAUAGCAGCACAAGGACCCAAGCAGGAAACAGUCAAUGACUUCUGGAGGAUGAUCUGGGAGCAGAAAUCAGCCAUUAUUGUCAUGUUAACCAACCUGAAAGAAAGAAAAGAGGAGAAGUGUUUCCAGUACUGGCCCGAGCAGGGCUGCUGGACGUACGGCAGCGUGCGCGUGUCCGUGGAGGAUUGCGUGGUGCUGGUGGAUUACACCGUGCGCAAGUUCUGCGUGCACUCGCUGCACGAGGGAUGCAAAGCUCCAAGGCUCGUCACACAGCUCCACUUCACCAGCUGGCCGGACUUUGGGGUGCCUUUCACACCUAUUGGCAUGCUGAAAUUCCUGAAAAAAGUCAAAACCUUGAACCCUGCCCAUGCUGGACCAAUUGUUGUUCACUGCAGCGCGGGCGUGGGGCGCACGGGCACCUUCAUUGUCAUCGAUGCCAUCAUGGACAUGAUGCACGCCGAGCACAAGGUGGAUGUCUUUGACUUUGUCUGCAGGAUCCGCAACCAGCGGCCCCAGAUGGUUCAGACUGAUAUGCAAUAUUCCUUCAUUUACCAAGCCUUACUCGAGUACUACCUCUAUGGAGACACAGAGCUGGAUGUGUCAUCCCUGGAAAAACACCUCCAGACUUCCCACAAUGCUGCACCAAACCUGGUCAAAAUAGGGCUGGAAGAGGAAUUUAAAAAGCUCACCAACGUCCGCAUCAUGAAGGAGAACAUGAGGACUGGCAACCUUCCAGCCAACAUGAAGAAAGCAAGAGUGAUCCAGAUCAUCCCCUAUGAUUUUAACAGAGUGAUUCUGUCCAUGAAAAGAGGGCAGGAGUACACAGACUACAUCAAUGCUUCCUUCAUAGAUGGCUAUCGGCAGAAGGAUUAUUUCAUUGCCACCCAGGGCCCCCUCCCGCACACGGUGGAGGAUUUCUGGAGGAUGGUGUGGGAGUGGAAGUGCCACACCAUCGUGAUGCUCACCGAGGUGCAGGAAAGGGAGCAGGAAAAAUGCUGCCAGUACUGGCCAUCAGAGGGCUCUGUGACUCACGGAGACAUCACGGUGGAAAUCAAGAGUGACAGCCUGAUGGAUGCCAUCAGUGUGAGGGAUUUCCUGGUUACAUAUAAUCAGGGCCACCAGGAGAAGCAGAGCAGGCUGGUGAGGCAGUUCCACUUCCACGGGUGGCCGGAGAUCGGGAUCCCUGCCGAGGGCAAGGGCAUGAUCGACCUGAUUGCAGCCGUGCAGAAGCAGCAGCAGCAGACAGGGAACCACCCCAUCACUGUGCACUGCAGUGCUGGAGCAGGGAGGACGGGGACCUUCAUAGCCCUGAGCAACAUCCUGGAGAGGGUGAAGGCUGAGGGGCUCCUGGACGUGUUCCAGGCUGUCAAGAGCCUGAGGCUGCAGAGGCCACACAUGGUGCAAACACUGGAACAGUAUGAGUUCUGCUACAGAGUGGUACAAGAUUUCAUCGACAUCUUUUCAGAUUAUGCUAAUUUCAAAUGAGAAUUCUGCCUUAUUUUUUAAUUUGUCUGUAUAAAUAGUUGUAUAUUAUGUUAAUUUAUUCUGUGUCACUCGGGUUGUUGACUGAACUGUAAAUACAACGUUGUGCUGGCUCUAAAAGUUGCAUUUGCUGUAUAAAGUUGUUUCUUAAAUAUAAAUAUCUUCUAAAGCAAAGUAUAAUGUUCCUAUACUGUAUAGCACUGUAAGAUGGGAUAGAAAUCUUUAUUCUAAAUAACAAAAAAUUAAUUCUUGGGUUUUUUCCCUUUUAAUUUUGCCACUCAUAAAUAUUUAUCAAUGUUAUCUCCCAAUUCUUGAAUUUUUUGGCAGGUGAUUUACAGUUCAUCCUGAGAAAGUGAAUUUUGGUGCACAUGUUUAAACAUAUUUUGUUCACCAUGAAAACAGAUAUUUUUUUUUCCAGGCUGUUUUAAAGAGCCUCAGGGUUUUGUUGGAUGUUGAGUCUUACUGUCCAUAGGAUAAAAUCAGGAGAAAUACAGAUUUGAAUUUUUGAUUUAACAGAACUUCCAAAGCCCUGUUAAUUUGGGGUUUUUUUCACAGCUAUUGUUUAAACUGACUCAGAAAGGCAAUAAUGUGAUUUUUAGAAUAUUUUGCAUAUUUGAAAAGUGUAUUUUGCAGCACCUGAACUUGUCUACUUGAAGAGAAAGGCCAGAAAUGGAGUUAAAAACUUCUCUAUAAACACCUGCAUGAUUUCCCACUCCUUUAAAAUAAGAGAUGAGCUCUUACUCCUGGAUUUGACUCACCAGGAUAAUUAAGAGGUAAAAGUUGGGAAAAAAUUUUUCUGCACAAUUUAAUGCCAGAAACAUUGAGUAUUGUAGCAAAAGUUCCUCCUGGUUCUUACCCUCCCAGAAAUGUUAUCAAAAAAGGACUUUGCAUAAGGGGUUUAGGGUUGUGUACAGAGAUAUAUUUUUGCUGAAAGUACUACUGAGAAUAGAAUUGGUGACAGGAAAUAAAAGUUUUUAUUACAGCCCUGAGCAGGGGCUGGAAAAUCCCCAAAAUCACAGUGCACCUGAAUGUUGGAUAUUUACCAAGUUUAUCCUUCCCACUCUUCCAAAACCAUCUCUGAGUUAAUGAGCACAAAGGGGUGAAUCUGUAAUUAAUUACUUAAUGAAUAUGCAACACUUCUGUCUUGUCCAGCCAGGCUUUGGCCAUGCAACAGCAAAGCCUUAUUUCAAACAAGCAGCUUCAACUGAGCUUUUCCCUGCUGUUCUUGCACUAUUUUAUCCCAUUCCAAAAUAACCUCAUUGCACCUUGGAGCAAUGCAAAGGGACAGGAAGGUGUCCCUGGGUCUCCUUCCAUUCCAGCCUGCCUGGAAAAGGUUUGGGAUGGGAAUUCCUGAGCACCCAGUUCCCCCAGUGCUGUUCUCACCUUUCCAUUGCUGCACUCCUGUAUUUAUUUGUACAGUAAAUUAUGCACUUCAAAAACCAGAUUGUUUAAAGACUAAACUCGCUCGUGAGUCUCUAUGAGAAGAAACACUCGAGCCACAGGGUUGGGUACUGAAAGUGGAGCUGAGGAAGGGCAUGCUCCAGAAAUUCCAUCCAAAUCCAAAGAGCCAGAAUUAAUUCAGCCUGGAAAUGGAACAGUGGGGGUUCAGUGUGAUUUACAGCACAGGGAGACUCCCAGAGGUUGGAGAAUAAUGCAAAGAAAUUCCCAUUUUCUGAUCCUGUUCUCAGGAUCUUUCUGCCACUUUGCCCAUGUUUAAAUAAUAAUUUGUGAGAUGUUGGGGUCCCUGAGGGAAAAACUUGGGGUGAGUUAUCCAUGAGGUGAAUCUCAGUGCAGGGAGAGACCCUGAAAGGGUGGAGAAUAAUGUCAAGGAAUUCCCAUCCUGAUUUCAGGAUUUUCCAACCAUUUAGCCAGCAUCUGAACAGUAAUAAUUUGUCAGAUGUUGGGGUCCCUGAGGUAACACCUUGGGGUGAGUUGUCCAUGAGGUUAAUCUCAGUGCAGGGAGACUCUGAAAGGUUGGAAAAUAAUGCAAAGGAAUUCCCAUUGUAUGAUCCUGAUUUCAGGAUUUUUCCAACCAUUUAGCCAGCAUUUGAAUAAUAAUAAUAAUAAUUUAUUUGUUGGGCAGAUUUUGUGGGUCCCUGAGGUAAAAAGUGGUGUUGAGUUGUCUCAUGAGGUCAAUCUCAGUGCAGGGAGAUUCCAAGAGGUUGGAAAAUAAUGCAAAGGAAUUCCCAUAGUAUGAUCCUGAUGUCAGGAUCUUCCCAACCAUUUAGGAGGCAUUUGAGUAAUAAUAAUAAUAAUAAUAAUAAUUAGUGUGUUGGGCAGAUUUGUGGGUCCCUGUGGUAAACACUGGGGUUGUCCAUGAGGUCAGUCUCAGUGCAGGGAGACUCAGAAAGGCUGGAAAAUAAAGGAGUUCCAUGUUAGGAUCCUGAUCUCAGGAUCUUUCUGACCACUUAGCCAGCAUCUGAACAAUAAUAAUUUCUGUGUUAGGCAGAUUUUGGGGUCUUUGAGGUCAGUCUCAGUGCAGCAGGGAUGGGGUGGGAGGGUCCCACAGCCCCCCAGGAGCUGCAGCACAACUCCAGCUGCCCGUGGGUUCACUGAAGGAGUUCAGGUUUUACUCUGGAGUUCAGCUGGAACACCAAAUCCUCACUGGGUACUCAGAUUUUAGCUGAUAACCAGAUUGAGAUAUCGAGGAGGAAAGAGAAAAAUGCCUCAAAUAAAAUUCAGAAUUCCCAACUGGAGCUCCAGAAAGGUUUUUUGUGGGAUUUGAAGAGCUCCCUUGGUUGGGUGUGCUCAGUGGCUGGAGCUCUGGGGAGUGUCUUGGAUUGGAAUUUUCUUUUGAUUCUCCAUCUGUUGCAUGGAAUUCCUGUGAAAGGCCAAAUAGUUGGAUUGGAAGUGUCCUUCUGAUCGUCUGUGGUUCUGGUCACUGUGUGACUUUGUUCAUGUGUUCAGGAGGUCCCAGCUCAGCUCAGCAUUGGGUUUGCUUCCCCACAUCCUCAGCCCACAAUCCAUGCAGAGCCAUGGAUUCCCUUCGAUUGCUUGGCUGACUUGGGCCUUAAUGAAGAAUGCAUACUGUAAUUAGCAGUGUUUUUUAGGCUAUUUUUAUGUAUUUUUUAAACUUUUAAAAUGAGCCUGACCACCCCGCGUUCAGUCUUUUGAAAUGUUGGCGUUUCCCUCGUCCCAUUUUUCAUGUAAAGUUACUGGAACUUUUCUGUAUAACCAAAAUGUAUUUAAUUUGUCAAAUCUUUAUAAUAUAUGUAUGUAUUAUACAGUUUCAGCUCUUGUUAUUUUCUUUUCUUAUGUUUCUAAUUUGAUCUUGCUGUGUUUUUAAUGCCGGUGAACGUGGCUGAAUUAUUUGUAUAUGCAAAUUGCAAGGUCUAAUACAUUCUGAUGCAAGAACAAAGCUUCCUUUUUAUUCUCCACCUGCAUUAUUUCCUUUAAAUCUUUUAAUUUCA